Messenger RNA from Lontra canadensis (Northern American river otter), 2185 nucleotides. It is a transcript of the gene CCDC81, whose product is annotated as coiled-coil domain containing 81. The transcript is spliced from 15 exons. Bases 188 to 1894 code for a protein of 568 amino acids. Gene Ontology annotation, cellular component: centrosome. NCBI's taxonomy places the organism in Eukaryota, Metazoa, Chordata, Mammalia, Carnivora, Mustelidae. The record is from RefSeq and is a predicted model, not a curated record.
GCUUACCCUCUCAUGGUACCUCUCAGUGGCCCGGAGGGAAGGCUUGGAUUUGCAUACUGGCACAUCCAAAGCUCUGAGGAGAGGAGAUUGGAGGGUGGGAAAAUCAAUUUUGUACAAACUCCAUAUAAAGAAAGAAGAAGAGACCCAUUGAGGGCUGAGAACCGAGCCAACUGGAGACAGACCUGCAAUGUUGGACACCAUCGUCCCUUCCGUGCAAGACCUGGGCAGGCAGGUGCUGCCUACGCUGCUGUCGCUGAGCCAAGAGGAAGUCUCUGCUAUCUGGGCAAAUGUGUCGGAAUUUGUGGAACGGCAGCUAUCCCUGCACAAGGGGGUUCAGAUUCCAGGACUUGGAACUUUCACUUUCAUGAGACAAAAACUUGAAGUGGGAAACAACAAGUUUAUUCUGAUUCAGAGACCCAUGUUUAUCAUGGCCGAGAAGUUAGUUCAGAUUCAUGGACUCAAGCAAAACAAAAUAUAUAUUCCUGGUGACAUCCCAGUUGUUCCACUUAAUUUUGUCAUGAUAUCCCUGGAAGGUCCAUUUAGCAGGGAUACAGUGGAAGGAUGUGUGAAGGAGACAUUGCUUUUUUUAUCACGAUCCAUUUCCAUCAAACAAAAUGUGGAAUUUACUUUCAAAGGAAUCGGGGUCCUUGUGAUUAAAGACAACAAAGUGAAGAUGAGAUUUUAUAAGGACUUCCUUUGUUCAGUGGAUGGAAGUGGGACUUUGGCAAAAGCCCUAGCAAAUAGGCCUGACACUGUGGACUCCGUGUUGUCUAGCAGAGAGAUCUCAGGGAAGCGACCCAACAGUGUGCUUGCAUUUCCAAGGAUUGAGCUCAAGGAGAUGGAGAACAAACCACCUAUGGAGACCAUUGUAGAAGAAGGUAGAAAGAAUAGACAAGGGAAGUGCAAAUUAAAAGACCAGCCAGACAAAGAAGAAGGCAUCAGAGAGAUCUUAUCACCCAAGAGACUUCAGGAUAAACAAGCCAUAUCCCCUCCCAAAAUGACAAGUGCCACCUUGCUGAACAAGUUAGAGCGUAAUGGGAGUGGCGGGAAGAUUAUGAACCCUGAAAGUUUGUCAUCUCCAGGUUGUUUGAAAAGUGAAAUGAAGCCUAAACUUUCUCCAGUCCCCACCUGCCAGGAUCAUAAUAAGGCAGGACAGGAGAUGUGUUAUGUGUGUUUGCAACGAGCACAGCGUAAUUCCCCAUUGUGCUACAGUGAGGAAAGGAAGAGGAGAGAGAUAGAAGAUGAGCGACUCAUUCAGCAGUAUCAAAUCCUGAAGGACCAAGAGGCUCUCUUAAAACAGCAGAUGAGAAGUCUGGCUAAUAGAGAACAAAAUCAGAAAAAUGCUGCCUACAACCUUGGAGUUGCUGAAGCUAUAAGAAUCCACAAGAAUGAGAAACCUGAAUUUUAUAAAUCUUUCCUCUUUGAUAAACGGCCACUCAGUCCUGAGAUUAAUGCUCUAAAACAAGAAGAAUAUUCCCAAAGUCUCCUGAAACAAAUGGAUAACAGACGGGAAAAAGAAAUAAAGCUAAGACAAAACAGAGAGUUGAUGGACCGCCUAGAACAAGUACAACUCACAGAGGAACUCGCUGCACAAAGAGCCCAGUAUAUAAAAGAUAAGAUGGAAGAAACACAGUGUUACAAGAGAGCUUUGGAUGCGCAGAUAAAGAACAAACCCCUGCAACUUCCCAUGUUUGAGCCAGACUCUAGUGAGCCCAUCUUUGGUAAGGAUGAGGGUGAGCUGAUGGUGGAAAAGCGAAAGCGAGAACAGAAUUACAUGAAGCACCAGCUGGAGGCCGCUGCCAGCCACAGGAGGAGAACCAUCCUGCAGCAGCUGGUGGAACAGAAUCGGGAUUUGCAGAUGCUUCUGAGGACACAGAGAGAUACAGCUUCUUAAAAGAGUUGUCCAGACCAGCACGAUCCAUUGGAAAUACAAUGUGAGUGACAAAUGUGCUGCUGUGCUCAACUAGACACCGACCUGAAACUUGGGCUCUUUCUCAGCCUCCAAUAAAGCCCCUUCCUUCAAAGAACUGUUGAUGAAGUGAGCUGUACUUAUGGCAGGCGAGGUGUGGUGAAAGCGGCAGGGUGGGCAAGGCAGGACUUGAUGCCCUAUCAGUGAAAAUAUAUGAAAAUUCAACCAUCAGAUACCCAGUUUCUUUCUUUCUUUCCUUUUGAUUUGAUGAGUCAA